UACUAAAGAGAUCUUGCUAUAUUCGUCGAUAUACAUUCUUUAUUUAUUAUUUUAUGUUGUGGAUAUUUUGUUUAUAUUUUUGCCCUGUUCAUGAUUGAAAAAAUAUUGAAUACCUUUAACUUUGGAUCGACGAGAAAAAAUCCCGACGGCUAAACGGAAGUAAAAACAUUUCAACCGGUGUCGAAAAGGUAAACUGCAAACAGAAAGGAAACUAACUGCAAACAAUCCAAAAAAAUCAAACUACCGACCUACCAUCGGUGUAAAUUGUCCUAUUUACUGGUGGGUUCAACAGGAAAAAGAAUAAAAUGGCAGUCCCAGCAAAGAUAGUUUUGAAGAGCGGGACAAAGAUGUCUCUGAAUGACAGAUUUACCAACAUUGUCAAGACGCCGACAUCACCCACCUCACCCCAGGCCAUCCGAGCCAGAAUGGCGGAGGCCCAGCAGGCAUCCUCAGCCAAUCGGAGGCUAGCUCAGCAAAUGGCAAACAGACCUACAGUACAGGCAGCACUGAAAAUCAAAAAGACCAGCUUGAAGCAGCGUUUGGGUAGGACUAAUGUGAAGGCCAGGUUGAAUCUGAGUGCUGUCAGAGGGCGGGGCCGUGGAGGAGGGGGUGUUGGAUUCAACAGAGGACAAAGGGGUGGAGGACGGGGACAGAGGGGAGGAUCCAGAGGCGGACCAGGGGGAGACGCAAUGGCUCCUAGAGGGCGGGGUCGUGGUGGAUUUGUACAGCCCAGCAAACAAGGGGGAGGAUUCGGAAGUCCUCGGGGUGGAUUCAGAGGGCGUGGCAGAGGAAGAGGGGGAUUUGGAGACCGAGGGGGUCGAGGACGAGGGGGUUUCUAUGACAACUCAACCAGGGGACGUGGUAGAGGGGGUAACCAGGACUACAUGCGAGGUGGUAGAGGAAACCGUGGCAACAGGGGAGGUAAUCGCUUUCAGCGAGGUCGUGGGGGUCGAGGUAGAGGUCGCGGAGGGUCAAGGGGAGGAGGCAUGACAGCAGAGGAACUAGACAAUCAGUUAGACGCCUACAUGUCCAAAACAAAGAGUAACCUAGACGCAGAGCUCGACGCCUACAUGGCCGAAUCCCAGAGCUGAGCAUAAAUACCAAGGGAGUUUGGAAGAAUCUGAUGCAAUUAUGGACGAGUAGUGUUAAUUUAGAAAUGAAAACACAGAGGAGUUCUGAAUAAUCUGAUGUAACCUUACAGACAAAUAGUGUAGAGAUAUCAAAUGUCAGUUUAAUAUGAACAUUUGUGCAAUAUGUCAAAUCUGAAUCCAUGUUUCCUCAUCAGAUUUUAACAGUGGACAGAAUUACUUGUUUUAUGUUUUAUAUUGUGGGUACUAUAAGUUUUCUCAUUCUUGUUGAGAAUAAAUAUUAAGAUAUAGUGGUUUUGAUGUGAGGGGCUAUAGAGGAGAUGUAGAGUUUAGUACAUGUAACUGCUUAGUUUUAUAUUGGGGCUAAUAUGAUUCAUAUAAAAUGUAUACCAAAUAACUUGUAUAUACAUGUACUUUUUAAAAUAGUUUUUUGUAGUUUCUGAUCAAAGAACAUGUAUGUACAUUUAUUAAAUAGUAUUUGUGUUCAUUUGUUUUAUGUAGCUGGUGUAGACGUAAAAUUGAUAGUGUGUUUGUCUAAGUAAAUCAGUAUUGUCAUUAGUUGAAUAUUUAACAUUGAGCUUUAUUUUGUUUAAAGGCACAAAAAUUUUAUUCUUUUUAUGGAAAUAAAGUAAUGUGCAAGUCCCAUCAAGGCCAAUUAAUAUUUUAAUUUUUGUAGGAAACUGUAUGCCUAUGUAUACAGUUUCUUUGUGGUUGUAUGCUGUAGAAUGUUUUUAUAGCACAGUUAUCUUUUUUGUUGAAGUAUAUAAAAUAUACUACUUACCUAG
This is a messenger RNA of Saccostrea cuccullata (small rock oyster), 1873 nucleotides long. RefSeq names its product chromatin target of PRMT1 protein-like. The record is from RefSeq and is a predicted model, not a curated record. Bases 306 to 1091 code for a protein of 261 amino acids. The transcript is spliced from 9 exons. NCBI's taxonomy places the organism in Eukaryota, Metazoa, Mollusca, Bivalvia, Ostreida, Ostreidae.